AUGAAGUUCAUUGGAUUGAUAUCAGGAGGGAAAGAUUCAUUUUUCAAUAUCUAUCAUUGUUUAUCACAAGGUCAUGAACUAGUAGCAUUAGGGAAUUUAUAUCCUGAAGAAUCGGAUGAAAUUGAUUCAUUUAUGUUCCAAACAGUUGGACAUGAUGUAAUUGAAUAUUAUAGUCAAUGUUUAGAUGUUCCUUUAUAUCGACAACCUAUCAAAGGUAAAUCAGCAAAUCAAAAUUUAGAAUAUCUGAUUACUAAAAAUGAUGAGAUUGAAGAUUUAUUUCAACUUUUAUCAACAAUUCAAAAAUCUCAUCCUGAUGUAGAAGGUGUUAGUUGUGGAGCCAUAUUAUCUCAUUAUCAACGAACAAGAGUAGAAAAUGUAUGUGAUAGAUUGAAUCUUACAUCAUUGACAUAUUUAUGGCAAAGAAAUCAAUACGAUUUAAUGCAAGAAAUGUGUCAAGCGGAUUUAGAUGCUAGAAUUAUUAAAGUUGCGGCAAUUGGAUUAACUGCACAACAUUUAGGUAAAAGUAUAUCAGAAUUAUUUCCUACUUUAGUGAAAUUAAAUCAAAUGUAUGAAGUCCAUAUUUGUGGAGAAGGUGGUGAAUUUGAAACAAUUGUAUUGGAUUGUCCAUUUUUUAAGUCUAAAAAAUUAGAAAUUGUUAAUCAAGAAGUUGUAGAACAUUCAAGUGAUGUAUUCUAUUUGAAAAUUAAAGUGGAAAUUGUUGAUAAGGAAGAAUCCCAAUUUGAGUCUCUUGAAAGUUUACCAUUGUUGGAGGAUGAUUUUGAAGAUAUGGCAGAAAAUUGCCCUGAACCUGAUGUUUCCCUAACGGGGUUGGAUAUUACUGAUCAGAAAUUGGUUACUCCUGAUGUUAAUGUAGUAUCUACACCAACAACUAUAUACAUUUCCAAUGUCACAUCAUCUAAAUCAACCCUUGAAGAGCAGACAAUUGAUAUUUUUGCUCAAAUCAAUGAUAUACUCAGUCAGUACAAACUUACGUUUAAUGAUAUCCAACAUAUCACAUUAUUAUUAUCAGAUAUGAAAUCCUUUGUUGAUAUAAAUAAAGUUUAUGGUAAAUAUUUCCAAGAUAUUUAUCUUCCGCCUUCUAGAAUAUGUAUUGAAACCAAGAACAAUAUCAAAUCAAUUCAAUUAUCAUGUAUUGUUCUUAAGAAUAUUCAACCAAAAUCAGGUAUUCAUAUUAGAUCCAGAUCAUAUUGGGGACCACAAAACAUUGGCCCUUAUUCUCAAAGUAUAAUCAGUAUUCAAGAUUCAUACAAGACUGCUACAUUAUCAGGACAAAUACAUUUGAUUCCAGCAAAUAUGGAAUUGUCAAAUAUGACAGUUGCUAAAGAUUCUGCAUUAGCAUUACAACAUUUAGUGAGAGUGAAAAAUUUGGUUAAUGUUAAAGAAUUUGCUCUGAUUGUUUGUUUCAUAACUGAUGAUUCAUAUGUCCCAAUAGUUAGUUCAUGUUGGGAAGAUUUGAUAAAUAAGAAUAAUUUAGUAAUUGUAACAGUAUCUGGUUUGCCUAGAGGUGCAAGAGUUGAAUGGGGUGGUUUAAGUUAUGAAGAUAUUGUUGACAUGUAUGAUGAUGAUAGUGAUAGUGAUGAAGAAAGUCACUCUGAAUCUCAAACUCAACUGUUUGAUGAAUUUGAAGAGUCUUAUGUUUGCAAAAUUGGAAAAGGCUCCUUGAAUGUAGUGACAUUAUUCACAUCAAAUCAAGAAUUAGUCAAGCUGAUAGAAUCAUUUAAAAGUUACCGUCAAUUAAUCUGUAAUCCAUCAAAUUUCAUAAAUAUCAAAUCUGAUUACUUACCAGUUAAUACGGUUUACAAUUUCAAGGGUAAACAGUACAAAUAUGCAAUAAUCUUAAAAACUGAAUCUAAGUAG
Molecule: messenger RNA, 1878 nt
Organism: Candida tropicalis MYA-3404
Lineage: Eukaryota; Fungi; Ascomycota; Pichiomycetes; Serinales; Debaryomycetaceae
Product: diphthine--ammonia ligase
Exons: 1
Coding region: 1-1878 (625 amino acids)
Biological process (GO): protein histidyl modification to diphthamide
Molecular function (GO): diphthine-ammonia ligase activity
Source: RefSeq, a predicted model, not a curated record